Messenger RNA from Psilocybe cubensis, 549 nucleotides. RefSeq lists its product as uncharacterized. The coding region runs from base 1 to 549 and encodes 182 amino acids. The transcript is spliced from 3 exons. NCBI's taxonomy places the organism in Eukaryota, Fungi, Basidiomycota, Agaricomycetes, Agaricales, Agrocybaceae. The record is from RefSeq and is a predicted model, not a curated record.
AUGUCCGCAGCUCAGAAAGUACAGCAGCACCCUCUCUUCGUCCAGGCCCAGAACAAGGCCGCCUACUACAACGCCCAGCUCGACAAGGAGCUCACCAAGUAUCCUGUCCUCAUCAAUCUCGAGCAACGCACCCAGGUGCCCAAGACCUACGCUGUCCUCGGCGGUCUCGUCUUUAUCGUCUUCCUCCACAGCUUCAAUGCUCUCGCUGCACCCAUCUCCAAUCUCGUAGGCUGGGGUCUCCCUGCUUACCUCUCAUUCAAGGCUAUCGAGUCGCCCUCGCCCCACGAUGACGUCCAGUGGCUCACCUACUGGGUCGUCUUUGGCUUCUUCAACUUCCUCGAGUCCUUUGCCCUCCGCCUCGUCCUCUACUACGUUCCCUGGUAUUUCGCGUUCAAGUCCCUCUUCAUUGUGUGGCUCCAGCUCCCUGCUUUCCGCGGUGCGCAAACGGCGUACUUCACCAUUAUCAAGCCCGUGCUCGCCAACGUAAGCUCUCAGAGUCGCGUCGCCGCUCCUGCGACGACCAACCCCGAGUCCUCCCACUCGGAGUAA